AUGACUUCCACCAUGGCCGACCCGGAGUCUGCCAGGGACGAGAAGGCUAUCUCUCACCAUAAAGAGGACCUGAUGUCGGAAGUGGCCCGUACUGCCGCCGAGCGCGGCCAUCUGGCCACUGAUCAAUAUGGACAUCCCAUCGUUGAGUUUGACAAGGAGGCCGAAUCCAAGCUCAGAUUGAAGAUUGACCUGUACAUCGUACCCACGGUGGCCCUGAUGUAUCUGUUCUGUUUCAUUGAUCGGGCAAAUAUCGGUAAUGCCAAAUUGGCCGGCUUCAAUAAGGACCUCGGAUUGAAAGGCUAUGACUACAAUGCUGUCCUGUCCAUCUUCUAUAUCGCAUAUAUCCUUUUCGAAAUUCCGAGCAACUUAGCAUGCAAGUGGAUUGGACCUGGUUGGUUCCUGCCCGCCGUUACUUUAGGAUUCGGCAUCUGUUCGGUUGCAACCGCCUUCGUACAUGAUAUCCACGGUGCCUCUGGCGUUCGGUUCUUGCUCGGCAUGUUCGAGGCUGGUCUAUUGCCCGGUAUCGCCUACUACCUGAGCCGAUGGUAUCGUCGCAGUGAGCUUGCUUUCCGGCUGUCCCUGUAUAUUGUCAUGGCGCCUCUGGCCGGAGCCUUCGGCGGUCUCCUCGCCUCCGGUAUCCUCACCCUCGAUCACUUUGGCGGCCUCCAUAGCUGGCGAAUGCUCUUUGCGAUCGAAGGCAUCAUCACGAUUGGAAUUGCCCUCAUCGCCUUCGUGACCAUGACCGACCGACCCGAAACUGCACGCUGGCUCUCGCAGGAAGAGAAGGACCUGGCCAUUGCCCGAGUCAAAUCAGAGCGUAUUGGAACUACCGAGGUUCUCGAAAAGCUGGACCUGGCCAAGACCCUGCGUGGCAUCUUCAGCCCGGUCACUCUGACGACCGCUUUUAUCUUCCUGUUGAAUAACAUCACAGUCCAGGGAUUGGCAUUCUUUGCGCCGACUAUUGUCCAAACUAUCUAUCCGCAUGCGACCGUGGUCUCUCAACAGCUGCACACCGUCCCGCCUUACGUAGUAGGCGCAUUCUUCACCGUCUUGUUCCCUUUCCUCAGCUGGCGAUUUGACCGGCGAUUGAUCUUCUUCGUUAUUAGCCCGCCCCUGAUGAUGACUGGCUACAUCAUGUUUUUGGCCAGUGAGAAUGCCAUGGUCCGGUACGGAGCCACCUUCAUCAUUGCUAGUGGAGCCUUUGCCUUUGGUGCUCUUUGCAACGCCCACGUUUCUGCGAACGUGGUCUCCGACACGGCUCGCUCUUCGGCCAUCGGAACCACCGUCAUGUUUGGUAACAUUGGUGGACUGAUCUCCACUUGGUCGUUCCUGCCAACUGAUGCGCCGAAUUAUCAUAUUGGUAACGGUCUGAAUCUCGCAACCUCCUCCAUGACCCUCCUGCUCGGCGCGAGCUUGUGGAUGUGGAUCUUGUGGGAUAAUCGGAGGCGUAGCAAGAUUGAUGCCAAUGCUGCUUUGGCGGGACUCUCGAUCAAGCAGAUUCAGGACAUGGAUUGGCGCAACCCUGCGUUCCGCUGGCGCCCAUGA
Messenger RNA from Penicillium brasilianum, 1545 nucleotides. The record is from the annotation of a GenBank genome assembly. Lineage: Eukaryota; Fungi; Ascomycota; Eurotiomycetes; Eurotiales; Aspergillaceae.